Messenger RNA from Molossus molossus (Pallas's mastiff bat), 2478 nucleotides. RefSeq names its product EGF like domain multiple 8 (gene EGFL8). Gene Ontology annotation, molecular function: signaling receptor binding; calcium ion binding. The record is from RefSeq and is a predicted model, not a curated record. The coding region runs from base 1297 to 2250 and encodes 317 amino acids. The transcript has 8 exons. Gene Ontology annotation, cellular component: cell surface; extracellular region. Gene Ontology annotation, biological process: anatomical structure development. Lineage: Eukaryota; Metazoa; Chordata; Mammalia; Chiroptera; Molossidae.
UCAAUGCCCAUUCUGUGUAGGUUCCUGAUUCUCUCUGGGUUCUUUCCUGCUGAGGACAAUUCUCUUCCUGUCCCAGCCUAAGAUUGGGGGCCUGAGCCCAGAGCUUCAGUGGCUUGUGCCCCAGCUUCAUGGAUGGAAUGUCCCUGCCACCCCCAGGCUAGACCAGGGGGAUAAGGGUCAGGGUGAGCAUUGUUGAGCCCCUUUUCAACCUUCAUAGGCCAGAGCUGGGUGAGGGGCUGGACAAUGAGCCUCCUCUUCCUUGAAAGAAGGAAUUUUGGUAGAGACAAUAGGGCCCUGUCUACUCUGGCAUAGGGGGCGGUGGCUGACUCAACUGUGCCCCCACCCAGGCCCUAACAAAUGCCAUCAAGAAAUGGGGUCAGUUUUCCCCAUAGUGCCCUGGGUUGCCCCUGUCUGUCUGUGGUGACUUCCCUGCCUCUCUUUCCUCAGCUGAUCUUGCCUCUUCUCCCAUGACCUGACCCUGCUUUGUUCUCUGCUAGCUAGCUCUCUCCCAGCCCCCCCACCUCUCCCCUAGUCUGUGUUGGGUUUAAGGGGUAGUCUAGGGCCAAGGGUACUGGUAGUAUUAUAUAGCCAGUAGCCUCUGCUGAUUUGGGGGGGUUGUCAAGAAAUAAGGGGCCUCAGAAAGUUGUGAAGAUACUUCUAGAGGGCCCUUUGCUGGGGUGGGGUGAAAGUAGUGGGUCUUGGACCCCACUGAGCAGACUACGCUGGAGCUGUGGGAGGCCUGUGGGAGGGGGCAGGAAUGGGAGGGCUCUGUGGCCCAGCCCCUCCUCUCUGAGCAGCCCAGCCUGCCCACCAGUCUGAGCUGCUGCUGCUGCGGCUGGUGGGCCUGACGUCUCGGGAGAGAAGGAAAGGCAAGUGGGCAGAGAAUGUCAGUGGGGAAAGUUGGGGUCAUUCAGAGCCUUAGAGUGCGUGUGGGAUGGUUGCUUGGGUGAAGGGUGUAUGUGAAGGCAUGACACGGGUGUGCGAGGGUAGCAGGAAUGUGUUUUAAGGUGUGGAGUUUCCAGGUGUGGGUUUUUGUGCAAGGAGGGAGAAGGUGUAGUGAUGAAGACCUGAGGUUUUGAAAGUAGGAGUAAGGUGGAAGAGGGCAUGUUAGAGAUUGAAGGGUCAUGAGGGGAGGGAGGAGGGUGUUAGGGUGUGAGUCUGUGUGGUGCUGCAUGGACCACUGCAUGCCCACAUGUGUUGGCAAUCCUGGUGACUAGUGCAAGUGUGUACAGAUGAAUAUCCCAUUACCCGUAGGGGUACCAGCAGGCUGCUCUGGUGGGGCUGGAGCUGAAGUUAAUGGGGGAGGGAAGGGCCAUCAUUAACAUCUUCUUGCCUGCAGCCCAAAGUCUGGAGUCGAGAAUCAUGGGGUCCAGGGCUGAGCUGUGCACUCUCUUAGGCGGACUCUCAUUCCUCCUCCUACUGAAGUCAGGCGAAGGGUCCAAGGGUGGAUCCCUCAAAGAGAGUCAUGGGGUCUGCUCCAAGCAGACACUGGUGGUCCCGCUCCGUUACAACGAGUCCUACAGCCAGCCGGUGUACAAGCCCUACCUGACCCUGUGCUCUGGAAGGCGCGUCUGCAGCACCUACAGGACCACAUACCGCGUGGCGUGGCGGGAGGUGAGGAGGGAGGUGCGGCAGACGCAGGCCGUGUGCUGCCAGGGCUGGAAGAAGCGGCAUCCAGGGGCGCUUACCUGUGAUGAAGCCGUCUGCGCUAAACCCUGUCUGAACGGAGGCGUCUGCCAUCGCCCUGACCAGUGCGAGUGCGCCCCCGGCUGGGGUGGGAAGCACUGUCAUGUGGACGUGGAUGAAUGUAGGACUGGCGUCACCCUCUGCUCGCACCACUGCCUAAACACCGCAGGCAGCUUCGUCUGUGGCUGCCCCGACGGCCUGGUGCUGGGCCUGGACGGACGCACCUGCGCAGAGGGGUCCCCUGAGCCUCCAACUAGUGCCAGCAUCCUUAGCGUGGCAGUUCGGGAAGCGGAACAGGAUGAGCGCACCCUGAGGUGGGAGAUUCGUGAGUUGCGAGGGCGCCUGGAGCGGCUGGAGCAGUGGGCUGGGCAGGCCGGGGCCUGGGUGCGGGCGCUGCUGCCCAUGCCACCUGAAGACCUGCAGCCGGAACAAGUGGCAGAGCUGUGGGGCCGGGGCGACAGGAUAGAGUCUCUCAGCGACCAGGUGCUACUGCUGGAGGAGAGGCUAGGCGCCUGCUCCUGUGAGGACAACAGCCUGGGUCCGAGGCUCAAUCGGCGGCAGUGAGGAGCCCCUGCAGAACCUCUGCCCUCAUUUACAUGGAAACUGGACCCCACUGGUCCUUCGGGACCCUCCAGCUGGGGGGCUGCAGCUAAGGCUUUCUCCACUCAGGAGCAGUGUCUUCCAGCUGGGGCAGAUCGCCUGGGGCAUGGGGACUGCUGCUUCAGCUCCUCACACACACAGAUCUCUCGCAAUCUUUAUUCUCGGUUCUUUGCUGUCAUCCAGAUAAUUAAU